Molecule: messenger RNA, 635 nt
Organism: Amphimedon queenslandica
Lineage: Eukaryota; Metazoa; Porifera; Demospongiae; Haplosclerida; Niphatidae
Exons: 3
Coding region: 24-515 (163 amino acids)
Biological process (GO): signal transduction
Molecular function (GO): protein binding
Source: RefSeq, a predicted model, not a curated record
CAGUGUAUAGUGUAAAAGAUGUGAUGUCUGCUAUUGUCAAGAGAGAAGAGUUUUUAGUAAAUGCUACUGGUACUAGACGUACAGGAUUGAAGGAGAUCCUAGCUGAUGAAUCAUUAUCAGAUAUUAGUACCCUGUCACUAUUAGGAGGACGUGAUAUUAAGGAAGUGAUUGGACUAACUGAAGAAUUCGAGACACCAUUGACUACAAUAAAGCUAGAUAUUAAAGAUCUUGAUAUUGUCAUUGAAGAGCUAACAAUACUCAAUCAGUUACCUUGCCAUAUAUGGCAUGAUUUUGGUCUUCAGCUAGGACUUUAUCAGCCAACACUAGAAGACAUCAAUGAAGAUAAUAAUGGAGACUCUAAGAAGUGCUUCAGACAGUGUAUGUCUGCCUGGUUAAGAGGAAAAGAUAAAGUAAGAGAGAAAGGAGGUCCCAGUUGGUCAUCAUUAGCUACAGCACUGGAUAAAGAAGGAAAGCAUCACAUUGCCACUAGCAUUAGAGAUAAAUAUUGUCAAUAACUAACUGACAGUAACAUAUCAAGUUUGUAUUUUUUCUUAGGCUAGUGUGUGAUUUAUAUUGUUGUCAUUUCUGUUAUUAUUAUUGUUCAUAAUUUUAAAAUCAUUUUGGAAUAGCUCAAA